AUGAGGACACAUAUCAUUAGCAACCAGAUACUCUCUGAUCGAUAGGUACCUUCUCAGUAGCUGAGACCAUAAAGUGCUAAGAUAUAUGGCUAACGAGCAAUACCAUAUAACCCAUAAUAAUAAAUUUCUUAAGGGUAUUCUUCUAAUUAUGAAGUAGAAGAUCCUGAAACUCAAUCAAGUAGGGUGUUUAAGCCAAGUCCAAAAAUUGCAUACACUAAUAGAAGCGGAUCUGCAAAUAGAUCAGUACCAAAAAAGCCGAUUAUGAAUAAUUAUAAUGUCAACAACAAUAGCUCAUUUAAUAACGGAAAUGAAUUAGGUUAUACUGAAUAUAAUAAGCAUUUGCCUAAAUAGAUAUUUUAUGAUAAAGAAAAACUUUAUCAAGAAACCCUUUAGCUCAAAAGCAAAAUAAAUGAUGUUUCAUAAGAGAACUUGAAAUUAAAAACAAGAUUAAAUGCUUUAGAAAAAGAAACAGCAAAAAUGGAAAGGUUAAUUGAGGAAAUGGAGUUAAAUGGUACCUAUAAAAAUCAUUUCUCAAAAAAUUCAAAUGAUCAAGCUUAUCUUAUAGCCAAUUUAAAGAAAAACUUAAAAUAAAACAAAAUGGAGUUAGAAUUUAAGUAAGAAGAAAUAAAUAAAUUAAAAAAGAGUGUUAAAUUUACUAGAAUAUAAGAGCUUGAAGCUGAAAAAAAAGCAUUCUCCGAUGAGACAAUAAGAUUAAAACACCUUUUAGAUUAGGCUUUAUAUCAAAGAAUGAAUUUAAACAUUCCAGAUGGAGAAAUAAAAGCUGUAGAAGAAAAAUAUUAUUAGUAAAAUAAUCUCAUAACACAGCUAAGAAAAGAAAAUGCAGAAUUAGCUUAAGCUAUUAAAAAUCUUGAAGAUUAAAAUUAUCAUCUUUAACAAUCUUACUAGGAUGUAGAAAGAAAAAACUAAAAAGAAGUCUAAAUGCUUAAAAAAAUUUUGAAAGAAAAAGAGAAAGAGCUUAAUGAAUAAAGAGGAGACAUUGAUAAAUAUUAGUCAAGUCCAAACUAAAAGAAUUUUUCUAAAAAUAUUUCAUAGAAAAGAGAAGAAAAUAGCAAAAUGAAUUAGGAAAAUAAGAAUUUAAGGGAUUAAAUCAAUCAAAAGCAAAGAACUAUUGGAGAUUUAGAAAAAAAAAUGUAAGAAACCUAAUUACAGUACAGAGAUUUACUAGACAAAGAGAAAGAUGAGAAUAAUGUGUUGAAAUAAGAAUUAGAAAAAGAAUUAAAAUUAAACUAAAAUUUGAGAGAAAGACUUAAAGCUUCUGAAAAGAAUAAAAAUGAGUCUUAUUUGCUAUAAGAUAAUCCUGUUGAUUUUACUUCUAAAAAGCUUUAAGAGAGAACCCUUCCUUCUCAUAUUAAAGCUAAACAUGUAGAGAAGGAACAAAAUUAAGAAAAAAAAGAAUCUAAAAAAAGGGUAGAAAUCGUUACUCUUGAGGUAAUUAAAGAAACAGGAGAGGAACUAAACUAUCGUUUUAGAUCUUAAGGUUUAGAUUGGGAUGAAAUUAUCUCAAUUAUAUUCCCUAACAUAGACGAAGAAAGUGAUAUACCUACUUUGAAGAAAAUAGUUCAAGAAGAACCCUUUAAUAUUAAAGAUGAAAAAAUGAGUGAAUUUAUUUCUAGAUAUUGUAUAGAAAAUAAUACCUUUGGAAAUUGGAUGUUUUUAGAUUUAAGCAAAAAAUGCAGCAAUCACAUCAUUAAAAGUAUUUUAAGGUAGAUAGUAGGUCCUUAUAGAUUGCUAACUUAAGAAGAAUCAUAAAAAAUGUUUGACCAUAUCACUGAUGUUAUAACAGCUAAGAAAGCUCCUUUAAAUGGAUUUAUGAAGGAGAAAGGAUACAAGAGAGGCUAUCUCAAAAAGGAAGAAAUUAUUGAGGUUUUCACUAUGUGUGAGGCUGACUUAAAUAAAGAUCAAAUAGAUUACAUAAUUACAAGCAUAAUAGUUCAUUCAGAAGAUCUCCAGAAGCUUUAAUAUUAAAAAAUAUUUGAUAUAUUUUAGCCUAAUUAAGAGCCACCUCAAUACUGCAUAUACAAUAAAUAAAACAUGGAUAAUCUCUAUAAAUUAAAAAACAAAGGAAAUAUAAAAAAUUAACAAGACGAUGAAGAGAGUGACGACGAUUUUAAGGACCUGACUGAAGCUGAAAGAGACGCUAUGCGUAGACACGAUGAAUUAGUUGCAAAUUAAAAUAACACAGAUGAAUAGGCAGGUAUAUAAAAUAAACAUGAUCAUAAUUAGGAUUUCUAACAAAAGUCUCAUUAAUUUGAGCACACUGAAACUAAUAGUUAGAAGCUAUAACAAAAAUCAGAAUUUUUGGAUUAGCCGUCUAAGCAUAAAAAUGAUAAUUAUAAUUAAGCUUCUAGCUCUAAGAUGUCAUAAAAUCACAAUGAUUUGAAAGAAAAUAGCUAACAUUUAUAAAAAAUAGAUAAUAACAAUUAAUUUUAGUCUAAUUAAUCUUCAAAGCAAAAUGGAAGUGAUCCUCUUCUAGAAUCAAAGGGAUAUUAAGACGGAGAUAAUAAUUACUAUGAAGACGAGGAGCAAGAUGACUAUGAAGAAUUAAAUUAGCACAAUGAAAUAAAGUAAGAAGACAUAUCUGAUGCACAUAUUGAAAUAUGA
Messenger RNA from Tetrahymena thermophila SB210, 2622 nucleotides. RefSeq lists its product as hypothetical. The transcript is spliced from 14 exons. Lineage: Eukaryota; Ciliophora; Oligohymenophorea; Hymenostomatida; Tetrahymenidae. The record is from RefSeq and is a predicted model, not a curated record.